This is a messenger RNA of Coturnix japonica (Japanese quail), 2070 nucleotides long. RefSeq names its product guanylate-binding protein 3-like. The record is from RefSeq and is a predicted model, not a curated record. Gene Ontology annotation, molecular function: GTPase activity; GTP binding. Lineage: Eukaryota; Metazoa; Chordata; Aves; Galliformes; Phasianidae.
AGCAGGGGGCGGGAGCGGGGGCCGGGUUUGCUUUCUCUUUCGGUUCAAGCGUUGCAAAGCCAGUCAGCAGCACAGCCAUGGACGCUCCGGUGCCUCCGAUGCCAGCCCCGCUCUGCCUGGUGACCAACGAGGACAGCGUGCUGUCCCUCGACCCCGCGGCGCUGGCAGUGCUGCAGGAGGUGCCCCAGCCCCUGGUGGUGGUGGCCAUCGCCGGGCCGUACCGCACCGGGAAGUCCUUCCUGAUGAACCGGCUGGCACAGAAGCGCAUUGGCUUCCCCCUGGGCCCCACCGUACGGGCAGAGACCAAGGGCAUCUGGAUGUGGUGCCUGCCCCACCCGCGCCGUCCCGGAGUGACCUUGGUGCUGCUGGACACCGAGGGGCUGGGAGACCCCAACAAGGGUGACAGCCACAAUGACGCCUGGAUCUUCACACUGGCGCUGCUGUUGUCCAGCACCCUGGUGUACAACAGCAUCGGCACCAUCGACCAGAAGGCGCUGGAGAACCUCGAGCUGGUGACGGAGCUGUCGGAGAUGAUCCGCGUGCGGGACGGGAACAAGGAUGGCAACGACAGUGUUGGGAGAGAAGACGAGGCUGAGGACUGCGAGUUCGUGCGCUUCUUCCCCGGCUUUGUGUGGGUGGUGCGCGACUUCACGCUGGAGCUGCGCCUGGGUGAGCGGCCCAUCACUGAGGACGAGUACCUGGAGCAGGCGCUGGAACUCAAGCACGGGCACGGCCGCAAGGUGCAGAACUACAACUCCACGCGGCUGUGCCUCCGCAACUAUUUCCCCACUAAGAAGUGCUUCGUGCUGCCUUCGCCGCUGGGCACAGGGGAGCAGAGGCGCAUGGAGGAGCUGCCCGAGGCCGCCUUGGCCCCAGGUUUCCUCCAGCAGGCAGCCAAGUUCUGUGACUACGUGCUGAACACCGCCAGGCACAAGACGCUGCCUGACGGCAGAGAACUGACAGGGCGAGCCCUGUGCCUGCUGCUGCACAGCUACGUGGAGGCCAUUAACAGCGGGCGUCUGCCCUGCCUGGAGGGAGCAGCAGCAGUGAUGAUGGCCAACGAGAAUGCAGCUGCGGUGGCUGCAGCGCUGGAGGCCUAUGCCAAGGGCAUGCGGGAGCUGACACUGCCCACAGAGCCCGCAGAGCUCUCGGCCUCGCAUGGGAAGCACCUGAAUGAGGCACUCACCAUCUUCCAGCGUCGCAGCUUCCGGGAUCGUGACCAGGAGCACCAGCGGCGCCUCAUGGAACAGAUCAGCACGGAGUACAACCGCCUGCAGGAGGAGAACGAUGCAGCAUCACGGCGGCGCUGCAAGACACUGUUGAUUGAGCUGGCACAGGCACUGGAUACCAACCUGGCCCGUGGGACCUAUGCACAACCCGGAGGCUACCGCGCCUAUGAGGCUGAGAGGCAGAAGCUGCUGGAGGGCUACCGGCAAGCAGAGGACAAGGGCCCCAAGGCCGAGGAGGUGCUGGAUGAGUUCCUAGCAGAGCGCCGGGCAGAGGCAGGAGCAGUGCUGAAGGCAGACAAUGCACUGAGCGAGGUCGAAAAGCAGCUGGAGGACCAGAAGCAGCAGGCCCAGCUCAUGGAGCAGCAGCAAAAGGCGGCAGCGGAGCGUGAACAGCAGCUGCAGGCGCUGCUGGAGGACGAACGCUGCAGCCACGCACAGAACCUGCAGGCGCUGGAAGCCAAGAUGAGGGAGGAGGCGGCCAAUGCGCAGCGGGAGCUGGACAGGGCGCUGGAAGCGAAGCUGAGGGAGCACGGUGAGAUGCUGCAGCGAGGCUUCAAUGAGCGGGCGGCGCUGCUAGAGCAGGAGAUGGCGGCGUUAAAGAGGGAGAUCAGCGGCAGCAAGCAGGACCUGGCGGCCAAUAUCUUCGACGCCGUGCGAGCUGCCUGCGACCUCGCCAGAGUGUGGAAGAUAUCCAGGAUGAGCAAGGCCCGGGGCACCGCGGUGUAAGGCCGCAGCACAACGGGCAGGGGUCGGCCGUAGGCACAACCACAACCCGCGGCCAACGCCGACCCGCCCCCGCCGCUGUCUGGCGGCCAAAUAAAGCGCUCCCCACUCAGCUCCA